Molecule: messenger RNA, 288 nt
Organism: Colletotrichum spaethianum
Lineage: Eukaryota; Fungi; Ascomycota; Sordariomycetes; Glomerellales; Glomerellaceae
Exons: 1
Coding region: 1-288 (95 amino acids)
Source: RefSeq, a predicted model, not a curated record
AUGAGGAUCGGGAUCCGGGCCUUUGGGUUCCCCUGGUCCCCGUCUGACGAACACCUUCUCGUGACCCCUUUUAUCAUUCGUGAAAGGAUCUUCUUCCAGGGGCUUAGGAAGAAGCCGGAAUCUAGAUCGCGCACCUACACCAGCCGCCUCUCUUCCCCGCCGUCGGGACACCUGAACAUCUGGACAUGGACAGAGCAGUACACCUUCCACGGUAAUAGUGACUUACGCCAUCUUCCAUCCACCGCUGUCUUUUGGGCCUUGAACAAGGAUACCGUCGCUAUCGGAUAG